AUGAAGGCAGUUCUCGUAGUGAGCUGUCUUCUCAUUACUCUAGCUAUAUCAUACGCUCGUGAGAUACCCGAGAAUGUAGAUGCCGAUUUGGAACCUGCUGCGUCACAUCAUCAUGAGAAGGGAGGAGGAAACGAGCAUCAUCAUCACCAUCACCACGAUCAUGGUGGUAAAGGCCAUAAAGGAUACAAAGGACACCAUCACCACGAACACGGCAAGAAGGGGCACCAUCAUCAUGAAGGACAUAAAGGUCAUCACGGUGAACACGGAGGCCACAAGAAACACCAUCACCAUGACGAUGGGCACUAUCAGGAACAUCACCAUGGAGAAAAGGGUGAAAAGGGCCACGGAUUUGAAGAAAAAGGACAUUUUCAUAAGGGACACUCCACGAAGGGUCAUCAUGGAGUUCAUAAGCUAGACGAAUUCAAAAAGAACAAAAAAUUCCAUGACAAAUACGGUGAAUCUGGUUUCGAAGAGGGAUAUGGAGGUCACCACGACGAGCACGGUCACAAAAAGGGUGGUCACUUUGCUCAUGGGCACAAACAUGAUGGCCACCACGAGCAUCACCAUGGCAAGAAAGGUUUUCAUGAGAAAGGAGGGCACCACCACGAUCACAAAGGACAUCAUGAUGAAGGUAGCCACCAUGAACAUCAUCAUCAUCAUCACGGUCAUGGUGACAAAGGCGGUCAUGAAGACCAUAAACAUUGGGGAUUCAAGAAAGGCCAUUAA
Molecule: messenger RNA, 726 nt
Organism: Zerene cesonia (dogface butterfly)
Lineage: Eukaryota; Metazoa; Arthropoda; Insecta; Lepidoptera; Pieridae
Product: histidine-rich glycoprotein-like
Exons: 1
Coding region: 1-726 (241 amino acids)
Source: RefSeq, a predicted model, not a curated record